Messenger RNA from Manis javanica (Malayan pangolin), 2532 nucleotides. RefSeq names its product ephrin B1 (gene EFNB1). Gene Ontology annotation, cellular component: plasma membrane. Gene Ontology annotation, molecular function: ephrin receptor binding. NCBI's taxonomy places the organism in Eukaryota, Metazoa, Chordata, Mammalia, Pholidota, Manidae. Gene Ontology annotation, biological process: axon guidance; ephrin receptor signaling pathway. The record is from RefSeq and is a predicted model, not a curated record.
GCAGGGGAGUACACAGCUCAGCGGACGCGGAGGGGAGUCUCUGCUCCCUGGACAGCAGUGGGAGGUGAGGUGUGUGAGCAUCGCACUGGCCGCAGACCCUCGGGAGCUAGGACGGCUACGCGGCUGCCGGGCUACCCGGCUGAGGCUUCAGAGGUGGGAACUGAUGGGACUGGCUCGCUCAGCCGCGUCUCCCAGCUCUUCUGAGUACAUUGAGCGGGGCCCGCGCUGAAGUAGAAGCUGUCGGGGGGGCUCACGGCCCAGAGUCCCAGUGUGGCCUGGAGGAACAGCGCCCGUGCCAGGGCGACCCAGUCGGGAGCCUCUGGACCGAGCUCGUGUUGUGGAGAGACUCCUAUUUCGUCCGAGGGGCGCCAAACCCAGGACAGUCGCGGCGUCGGGGCGGCAACCUAGUCCUCAGUGGGGAGACACGGUCGGGGAGGGGCGCGCAGUCCCGAACAGUCUCUGAGAGCGGAGCGGAAUCGGCCGGGAUCACCCGGGGGCGCAGAGCCCCCGUCGCGCCUCGUGCGGCGGAGAGGCCAGAGGAGCGAGCGCUCGGAGGCGGCAGCCCAUGCUCGGUUUGGGGGCGGCUGCCCAGUGAGUCUUCCUGGCCGGCCGGGCGGAGAAGAGCGACACCGAAGCCAGCAGGAGGAGAGCACUUAAAGGCCGGCGGCCGCGGACGAUGGGCGCCUAAGCCGCUCGGAGCACAGCGCGGCUCUAGAAGGAGAGGCCAGCUUUGCUGAGGAGGCGGCAGGAGAACCCAAAGUGCAGCCUGCCCCCAGGAAGAUGACCCGGCCUGGGCAGCGUUGGCUCGGCAAGUGGCUUGUGGCGAUGGUCGUGCUGGCGCUGUGCCGGCUCGCCACGCCGCUGGCCAAGAACCUGGAGCCCGUGUCUUGGAGCUCUCUCAACCCCAAGUUCCUGAGUGGGAAGGGCCUGGUGAUCUAUCCAAAGAUUGGAGACAAGCUGGACAUCAUCUGCCCCCGAGCAGAAGCAGGGCGGCCCUACGAGUACUACAAGUUGUACCUGGUACGGCCUGAGCAGGCAGCUGCCUGCAGCACUGUACUCGACCCCAACGUGCUGGUCACCUGCAAUAGGCCGGAGCAGGAAAUACGCUUCACUAUCAAGUUUCAGGAGUUCAGCCCUAACUACAUGGGCCUGGAGUUUAAGAAGCACCAUGAUUACUACAUUACCUCUACAUCCAACGGGAGCCUGGAGGGACUGGAGAACCGGGAGGGGGGCGUGUGCCGCACACGCACCAUGAAGAUCAUCAUGAAGGUUGGGCAAGACCCUAAUGCUGUGACGCCUGAGCAGCUAACCACCAGCCGGCCCAGCAAGGAGGCAGACAACACUGUCAAGAUGGCCACACAGGCCCCUGGUGCUCGGGGCUCCCUGGGCGAUUCUGACAGCAAGCAUGAGACUGUGAACCAGGAAGAGAAAAGUGGCCCAGGUGCAAGUGGAGGCAGCAGUGGGGACCCUGACAGCUUCUUCAAUUCCAAGGUGGCAUUGUUUGCUGCCGUUGGUGCUGGCUGCAUUAUCUUCCUGCUCAUCAUCAUAUUCCUGACGGUUCUGCUGCUGAAGCUGCGCAAGCGGCACCGAAAGCACACGCAGCAGCGGGCGCCUGCCCUCUCGCUCAGUACCCUGGCUAGUCCUAAGGGUGGCAGUGGCACAGCAGGCACCGAGCCCAGCGACAUCAUCAUCCCCUUACGGACUACAGAAAACAACUACUGCCCCCACUAUGAGAAGGUGAGUGGAGACUACGGGCACCCUGUCUACAUCGUCCAAGAGAUGCCACCCCAGAGCCCAGCAAACAUCUACUACAAGGUCUGAGAGCUCAGCACAGCCUUGGGCCCCAAGGGACAGUCGGCUGGACUGCACCUCUCCUUUCUCCCCCCCGGCGCCCCCCCCCCCCCGCCAGCUGUGCCCACCUUUGUAUUUAGUUUUGUAGUUUCUUGGCUUUUAUAAUCCCCCUUUUGCUCUGACCCCUGGGCUUCAGAGGGGGGUGCUUGUGUCCCCAGCCCCCAUGCUCUUGUGCCUUCCCCCUCUGGCCAGGCCUCUGGGCUCUGCAGGGGCACCCCUUCUUGGAGGGCAGGGAUGGACGCUGAUGGACAGCAGGCAGGGAGAUGCCCCCCUAGCCCUGCCCCCUCACUCCCUUCCCCCUUCCCAGGACUGCUUGUCUACUAUCAUCACUGUUUUUAAUGUUUUUAUGUUCAUUUUUUAGCUGUCAACUCAGUUUCAUCUGUUUUUUGAAGAAAAAUUGAAAAGGGUAAAAGGCAGCCCCUCCCCAGGUUUUCUGAGCCUGGCCCAGCCCAAUACAAGGGGCCUGGGACAAGAUGUAACUAGCCGGGAAGCAUAGGAUGGCAUUUCUUUUAUAAACUCUGUGGUAUUUUGGGGGUGGGAGGUGGUGAGGGGGUAGGCUAGGGCUGUUCUUGCCCAUGAGAGAAGGUGAGAGUGCCACUCGUCAAGGUAUGUCAGCCUCCCUUCCUGACCUUCUUUCCACAAAGCUGAUCUUGGCAAUGGGGUGGUGGCUGCCACCCUUCC